AUGAUAUUUUAUUUCUAUUUGAGUUAUAAAUCAAGUUCAUUUUUAAAUAAUUCAGAUGAUGAGGAAGAUCAAAAGAAUAAAGAAAAUAAAGAAAAUACACUACAUGAUACAAAUAACCUGAAAUUCAAAAAUAGCAUAAAUGUUAGAUCAAUAUAUCAUAUUUCAAAUGCACCAAUAAUAUCAACAAAGGGAAAAAUUUGGCCAUUAAGUAAAUUUGAGAAAAUUGAUGUUUUAAAAUGUGCAAUAAAUGGUAAAAAUAUUGAAUAUUUACAAAACAUUGAAAAAGAAAUUAAACAAUCAAUGAUGAUUUUCCCAGUUGAAAUAUUUGUUAAGAUUUUUGAUAUUUUAAAUUCAUGGGAUAAAUUAAAACCAAAAUUUAUGAGAGUUUGCAAAUUGUUCUAUUAUAUCAUUAUGCCAAUGAUUUAUAAAGAUCCAUAUUUGAGAGCAACAAACUUUUUAAAUUUCGUUGAAACUUUGUCAAAUAAUAAGAAAUUAGGAAAUUAUAUAUAUUCAUUAGAUUUAGCAUAUGUUAUUCAAUCAGGUAAAAAUGCAUUUGUUGCAAGAUUAUUGAAACAAUCAAGAAAAAAUUUGGAAGUAUUCGUUGCACCACAAACAAGUUUUGGAUUUGGUCCAUUAGUUGCUUUAAAAAAUUGUUCAAAUUUAAAAAUACUAGAUUUAAGAUUGGUAUCUGAAACUUUAAAUUUAACUCAGUUGUUUCAUUCUAUUGAAAAUUUAAAACAUUUAACUCAUUUAUCAUUUCCAAGAUCACUGAUUGAUAUAGAAGAUCAUAACAAAAUAUCUUGGCCACCAAAAUUAAAUUUUUUAAGAUUAUCUGGAGGUAUAAAUGAUGAUUUUUUAUAUCAUUCCAAUUUCCCACAACUGAUUACAAAUUUAGAAUUUGCUCAUUGUCCUGCAAUAACAGAUUUAGGAUUAAAACAAGUUUUGUAUAGAGUUGGAAAUCAACUAACUACAUUGAAAAUCCAGUAUCCAAUGCCUGCAUUGAAAAAUAACUCACUUGAUGAUGUUUUCAUCUAUUGUGCAAAUCUUAGGGUUUUGGAAGUUAGUGUUGAUUAUCUUUCUUCAAUGUUUUUCGAUGAUCAAUAUUUAGGUUAUACAGAUGGAAGACCAUUGAGAACUUUGUAUAUAAACAGUAGUGGUAUGUUAGGUACAACGACUAGAUUAGAUCCAAUGGAUUUAGCUGUUGCAAUAGACGAUGGUAGAUUACCAUUUUUAAAAAAUAUUCAAUGUACUGCAAAAUUAGGUUGGGAUCCAAAGUCUGAAGCUGUAACAUUUAUUGCUGAUGAAUUAGAUGAAAGAGGUGGAGGAUUAUAUAUAGGUUAUUAG
Lodderomyces jiufengensis is the source of this 1344-nucleotide messenger RNA. RefSeq lists its product as uncharacterized. The record is from RefSeq and is a predicted model, not a curated record. NCBI's taxonomy places the organism in Eukaryota, Fungi, Ascomycota, Pichiomycetes, Serinales, Debaryomycetaceae. The transcript is spliced from 2 exons. Bases 1 to 1344 code for a protein of 447 amino acids.